Molecule: messenger RNA, 987 nt
Organism: Penicillium verrucosum
Lineage: Eukaryota; Fungi; Ascomycota; Eurotiomycetes; Eurotiales; Aspergillaceae
Exons: 1
Coding region: 1-987 (328 amino acids)
Biological process (GO): canonical NF-kappaB signal transduction
Source: RefSeq, a predicted model, not a curated record
AUGGAAUACCCAAACCCCACACCGACUGAGGGGCCUAAAACAUCCCGUCCCGCAGAGCACCCUCAACCCACCAAACCUGCGGAGGAUUCCAAAGAAUACCACGACCCCAACGCAAGUCACAUCCGGCCAUUGCGCUUCAAAGAUGGCAGUCGCCCCCAUCGGAAACGAACCCACCGCCGUCAUAGAUCACGGACACCAGACCGCGAAUCCUCCAAGCGGCGCCAUCGCGAGGAGAAGAAGAAACCCGAGUUUCCCGACCCGACAGGUGGAUAUCCCUUCAGUUCAAACAGAGACGCAUUCCGAGAAUCACUCUUCGACGCCAUGGGCGACGACGAAGGCGCAGCGUACUGGGAAUCCGUGUACGGCCAGCCAAUCCACAAUUACCGGGUGCCGGAUGUCCAACGAGAACCGGAGGGCGAGCUGGAGGGAAUGACCGAGGAAGAAUACGUUGAUUACGUCCGUCGACGGAUGUGGGAGCGGACGCGGGAAGGCAUGCUUGCGGAACAGGAGCGUCUGCGUGCUGAGCGACAGCAGAGAAGGAAGGAGGAGACUCAGCGGAAUGCGCAGUUUGAGAGGGAGGCGUUUGAGCGCGCAAUGGAUGAAAGUCUACGACGAGGCGCGGAGCGCAAGAAAGCUAAAGAUGUGUGGGGAGCGCCUUGGGCUGAGUAUUUGGAGAGCUGGGAGACUAUCGGGAAGGCUGCGGGGGAGUCUACUACCAAGUCGCUGCGCAAUUUGAUCUUCUGGCCUGUUCGCUCUGGGAAGAGGGUUGAUGUUCGACCGACGGCUGUUGAGGAGUUUAUGCGGCAUGCUCCGGCGCCGGCGGAGUUAAUGGGUACGCUUAAGACGGAGCGCAUUCGAUGGCAUCCUGAUAAGAUUCAGCAUCGGUAUGGUGCGUUGGGGAUUGAUGAUGUUGUGAUGCGCAGUGUCACGGAGGUUUUCCAGAUUGUGGACCGCUUGUGGAAUGAGGAGAGAGAACGGCAGAAGUGA